Molecule: messenger RNA, 2556 nt
Organism: Mucor velutinosus
Lineage: Eukaryota; Fungi; Mucoromycota; Mucoromycetes; Mucorales; Mucoraceae
Exons: 1
Coding region: 1-2556 (851 amino acids)
Biological process (GO): proteolysis
Molecular function (GO): nucleic acid binding; zinc ion binding; aspartic-type endopeptidase activity
Source: RefSeq, a predicted model, not a curated record
AUGAAUAGCUUGACUGAGGAAGAAAUCAAAAAACUCAAGAACCAAUUUGAAAUAGAAGAAAGAGUCGUUCAAAUACUAAAAUUUGAAAGUGAUAUCGAAGCUUAUAACAACAAGUUCAGAAAAACAAGACCGGGUCAAUUUACUCAAGAAGAAAGAAUCAAAUCAUCAAAAGCUAGACAAGAACAUUGGAAUCAACUAGCUACAAGUAUCGCAAAAAAGUGGUUUGGAUUAGACAACAUUAACUUAGACAAUAACAAUAACGACAAUAAUAUGACUGAACAAGAUGGGAGUCCAUUAGGUACUACUGGUGAUAGUAGUGACAUUAUAAAGCUUGCUGAAAUCUUGAAGGAGGUAAUCCUUGCCAAGACAUCCAAGGAAGACGAUUUCGAGUUUUUGGAACGGCCCAAAAGUUACAAUGGUUCAAGGGAUCCCUUCAUUAUUGAAUCUUGGAUCCAGACGCUCGAAGACUUUGCGGAUAUCAAGAAGUUUGAUAAUGAUAAAAUUGCCAAAUUAGGUAUCACUCUUUUGACAGGUGCUGCCAAAGUUUGGUAUCAAAAUCUGCGUUUGCUAAAUUCUGCGCCUACUAAUUGGUUACACUUCAAGACCGAAUUAAGAGCAUUUUUUAAACCGGAUAAUGCUAUCUCGGUUGCUCGGGAUCGCAUGCGCGCCUUACGACAGAAGUCUACCAUUGCUCAAUAUGUUCAAGAAUUCAUGACUAUCAAACUCAGUAUUCCAAGAAUGACAGACGAAGAAGCAGUUGACAAGUUUUUAUCUGGCCUUCGAGAUCCCAACGCUCGAAUUCACAUCAAGGACAGCAUUUACAUGGAAGAGCCUGUUUUAACUGAGGCCAUCCGUGCUGCUCAUAACUAUGAAGGAAAUCGUUUAGAUUCCAGUUCCUCUAUUUCUCGGGGUUUUUCGGUGGAUACUAUGGAUCUUCAGGUGGAUGAUCCAAUGGAUUUGUCGGUGAUGGAGCGCCGUGAAUUAUACAACAUCAUGAAAUCUUGGAACAACUCUAGUGGUCGUGUUGGUUUUGCAAUGGGUGCUCGUGGUGGUUUUGGAGGCGGCAAUCGUAGGGAUUUUAAUGGCCUUCGUGGUGGUCGUGGCAAUACUCGUGGAAGUUACAAUGGCUCUCGGGGUAGUCGUGGCGGCCAACAGCAUCGUGGUGGGCGUGGUGGCCGUGCUCGUAAUGGUGAUCGUGCUAAUGUACAAUGUCACAACUGUGAAGGUUUCGGUCAUUACAUGAGGGAUUGUCCUUCUGAACCUCGACAGCAAUUGAAUUAUGCCGAGGCUGGCAACAUUGAUCAUGGCUUUGAUGGUGCUUCUGAAGACAAUAAAGACUUUGAUUAUUCUGCUUAUUUGUAUUGUGUCUUACCUACCUCUAAGUCGUAUGUUGAACCUCUGGUAAUUGACGAUACUCUAAUCAAGAAGGAUCUGGAAUUUGUGAUGUCUGCUGGUAAAAUUGAUACAAAAUUGCCCCUGUACAAUGGUUGGGUGAAUGGCCAUUUGUGCUCUGUAUUGAUUGAUUCUGGUGCUUCUGCUAAUUAUAUUAGUCCGAAACUGUCCUCCGUAGUUACACAAUCAAGAGCUGUUAAAGGUCAAGCCGUGGAAACUGCUAAUGGCCAUCAAUCUGCUAUCUCAUCUAUUGCCACUUUGUCUUUACAAUUGAGUGAUUAUACGGAUGAUAUGGAAGCUUAUGUAUUUGAUACAAAAUUUGAUCUGAUUUUGGGCAACUCAUGGCGGCGUCAGGUUCGACCUAUUCCUGAUUGGUUCCAUAGUUCAUGGUCAAUUAAGCUUCCCAAUGGUGGUUCUACAUUAAUCAUGCCAAUUCAAACGCAGACGAAGCCCAAAAAUCUACUACACAAUCAAGAGAUGGUUCUGGAAUCUGGUGAUGCUGGUGCUGCUAUGGAUGCUACGUUUGGUGAUGCUGAUACUAAUAAGAUUGGUUCUACUCGUGGUACAGAUAUGGUUGAUGCCGAUGUUAAUUUUGUGGGAUCUAAGGGUAAAUUUGUUGGUUCUGGGGUUGAUGCAGGAGUAGACGGUGAUGUUACUGUUGGAUCUGAGGGUAUUGAUGAUGUCGAUGAUUGUAAUUUUGUGAUUACUGCAAGACAAUUUGAGAGGAUGUUAAGAAAGAAACAAGUGGAGGAGUGUUUUCUGGUCUCCCCAAGGGAAUUGCAUGGUCUUUUGAAUUUGAACAAUGUGGAUGUGGUGCUGACGGAUCAAGACAAGGAGAAUGAAGCCUGGUGUGCUGAGUUUGCUGAAGCCUAUCCUGAUGUUUUCAAGGGAUCAUUGGAUACGUUGCCUCCGGUUCGUCGUACUGAUGGUGAAAUGAUUGAGUUGGAGCCUGGUACCAAGCCUAUUUCUCGGGCACCUUAUAGGAUGUCUCCAUUGGAAUUGAAGGAAUUGCGACAACAAUUGGAUGAUUUACUAAGUAAAGGAUUCAUUGAACCAUGUGUGUCGGAAUGGGGUAGUCCUGUACUCUUUGUCAAGAAACCCAAUGUAGUGCGAUCAACACCAGGUAUGGUCAAUUUUCUUGGUCGGUCAUGGCGAUGGGUGUGA